AUGGCGGAGGGAACGAGCGGCGCGGUGCGCCCCCACGGGCCCCCACUCGAGUCGCGCCUCUGCGAUGUGGUGCUCUCUGAUCUUGCACAGACGCAAGUGCUCCAUCUCGAGCAGUUCCUGCAGGAAAUGGGCGCGCAGAUCUACUCGCACCGCGCUCACAAGGAAAACAACACCGGGAGCUGGGCGACAUCGCUGGCGCUCGCCAGCCCGGUGGCUGGGAACGACCUGACCGUCUUUCCGCAUCCCGAGCAGAAACUGACCAAGGCGCUCGAGCACGCGCUGAACGAGCUCGUGACGACCGAGCGCACCUAUGUCACGCGCAUCGAGGCUCUGUUUCACCGUUAUGCAAUUCCCUUGCGCCAGCUUGCUCAGGACAAGGAUACGCAGAUUAUCCCGGCGCGCGAGGCCGAGCGCAUGUUUGGCAACCUCGGCGAGAUUGUCGCGGCGAACAAGAUGCUCCUGUGCGAGCUCGAGAUCCUCCACGAGCAGGGCGCCGCGUACAUGGCGGCGUCGGUCGGCGACGUGAUGGCACAGAACAUGCACCGCUUUGCAUGCUACGACGAGUACAUGGGCGAUUUUGAGCAGGCCAAGAAUAUCUACAACAAGAUGCUCAAGAACAAGGCGUUCCGGGGGUUCAUCGAGCGCACGCAGCACGCUGCGAACGACGUCGGAAACUCGGGCCUGCGCGAGCUGAUGAUCGAGCCGCUGCAGCGCAUUCCCCGCUACCGCCUGCUGAUGAACAACAUCAUGAAGGAGAUGCCCACAUCCUCGGUGCAGUACCAGCGCCUGCACGAGGCCAGCAGCCUCGCGGGACACAUCGCCUCGCGCGAGGUGAACAAUGCGACGCGCCGCGCGGCCAUUCUCUGGAGCUGCGCACGCGCCAUCGACCGUUUCCCGGAAGAACUCGCGGCGUCGCGUCGCGAGCUCCUCGGCUGCAUCGACGUGGAAGAGUCGAGCGCCGAGACGCAGACAGGCAUGCUGCACGCCCUCACCUCGGUGCUUGGCCAAAAGAAGCGCGCCGCGCCGCUUGCGCUGCUCGUCUUUGACGACAUCCUCGUCGUCGUCCAGCGCCACUCGAGUCACCCCACGCACCAGGUGCUCGGUGUGCAAGAGCCCGAGAAGCUCGUCGACAUGAUGCAGCUCGAACAGACGCGCUCGCCGGUGCCGAGCAAAAAGCACGAGCUGUCGUUUGCCGGCGCCAUCGACCUCCGCCACGUUCGGGCGACCGGCCUGGACGGGCGCCAGGCGCAGUUUACUUUCCUCGAGCCGCUGCGGGGCUCCGGCAACGCGGCCGAGACGCGCGUGUUUGCCGACGCCAACGCCUCGACAGAGCUGCCGCGCAUGGCGCUCUUUCUCGACUGCCUGUGGAAGGCGCAGGCAGUGCACCGUGCGCGGGCGCGCGCCUUGCAGGUGCGUGCGAGCGUGCUGCCUGCGUCCGAGGCGCGCGGCGCGCACGCGAUGCUCUGGACGCUCCUCACCCCGUCGCAGUUCCAGCGCUUUCCUCACAAGACCAGCCCCCUGUUCCAGAUCGGCUCGGUGGACAGCGCCGCGCAGCUGCAGCAGGCGCACGAGCUCGAGACCUGCGUCAACGUCGAGAUCCACGCCGAGAAGAAGACGGGCACGGUGACGAUCCUGCGUGCGUUUGGCACGCAGCGCCAGGAGCUCGACGUGGUCCUGCGCGAUAUUCCUGCGCUGAUGGGCGACGUGUGCAGCGGCACGGCCAAGCUGCCCGAGCCUGCGCCGGUCUCGCCGCAGCAGGCGCCGGCAGAGGUGCCGGUGCGCCGCACCAAGUCGCUCCGUACGCCGUCGCGCAACAUGCCGCGCGCACACCGCGCGCGCAGCCUGAUGAACGAGCGUGUGCGAGCGAGCAUCCAGUCGAGUCUCGAGGCGGUGAUGGAGAGCCAGGAGCUCGAGGCGCAGGAGGAUACGAGCCCUGGCCAGAAGCGCACGAUGCCGCUGAGCGACGUCGGCAACCUCUCGCCGAAGCGCCGUGCCGUUUCGCGGGCGAGCGGCCAGGAGAAUGCGCAGGCCGAGGAUGAGCUCGUGAAGGAGUACGAGCGCAUGGAUACCGAGUGCGAAAAGGGGAGCACGACGCCGAUGGAGACGUCGCCGGCACGCAGCGCACUCAAGAUGCGUGCAGAAGAGACACAGCAGCUCCAGAGCCCGUUCGAGGCAGAGGCCAUCGAGAUGCACGGCCACGCACUCGACCGGUCGAUGAGCGCCGACUCGGCAGAAGUCGAGAAACAGCUCGAGCCGCAUAUUGCGCCGGAGCCUGUCAAGGAGCCAGCCGUUGACGAGGAACGCGUGGCGGUGCAGGUGGCCAAGGACGCCGACGCCGCCGACGCCAAGUCUGACAUGGCGGAGGACAAGGCCGAGGAGGCCGAGGAGCCCAAGGUCGAGGAGACCAAGGCCGAGGAGCUCAAUGCCGAAGAGCUCAAGGUCGAGGCGCCCAAGAUCGAGGCGCCCAAGAUCGAGGCGCCCAAGGUCGAGGCGCCCGAGGCCGAGGCGCCCGACAUGGCCGAGGACAAGCCCGAGGAGCGCAAAGAGCCCAAGGCCGAGAAGCCCAAGGGCCCUGCGGCCAGCAAGGUCGACAAGCCCACGGCUGCCCUCCCGGCGACGGCCACGGCGACGGCCACGGCGACGCUCACGGUUGUGGACGAGCCCGAAUCUGUUGCGGACGCGCCAGCGUCCCUUGCCGGGGCCUCUGACCAGCCCCCCGCGGUCCCCGAGAAGCCCUCGCGCCCCGCGUCGGUCGCGCCCUCGCGUACACCCUCUGCGUCGUCUGCGCGCCAAGUCACCGAAGAAGAGAUGCAAGAGAUGCUGCGUCCCCUGCUGGGCCAGCUGCACGAUGCGCCGAUGCCGCAGCAGGCCGUGUGCAAAGAGGCUCCCGCGGUCCCCGCUCCCCAGCAAGCCGAGAUCGAGGGCCGCGAGACGCAAGACAUGGACCUUACCGUGCUGCGCCUGCUGCAAGAGGAGCAAGUCCGUGAGUCGGACGUCCCCCCCGUCCCCGUGCUGGACGGGCUCAAGUCGCCCGCGGUCGACAUGCCCGAUGCAGCGAGCCCUGUGAUCAAAGAGAGCGUGGAGCCCGACCACGAGUCGCACGCGAUGCGGCGUGCGAUGGCGCGCGUGAACGAGAUGGUGGCUACGCUGCGCAAGCACCGCCCCGCGACCGCCGCUGGCGACUGGCAGUCGGACUGGGCGCAGUUCAAGCAGGCGAUCAAGGCGAUGAACAUCUGCUGGACGCACAUGGAGCGUGCCUAUGAGAACAAGCAGAUGGAUCUUGCGUCGCUGCGCCUCGCGCAGCCCGAGCACGAUCCCUGCGUGCGUGUGCCUGCGGACGAGUAUAUGAGUCUGCAGGACGAGGCAAAUAUGGUCGUCCCCCUGCGCAUCCAGAUCGAGCAGCUGAACAAGAAGUGCGACGCGCUGAGUGCGCUCGAGCAGGACACGCGCAUGGAGAAUGCGGAACUGUACAAUGUAUUCAACGAGGAGCUCAGCCAGCUGUACAAGCACAGCUUCCGGCCAGCCGACGAGGAGAUCGAGACUCUGCGCCAGUCGCUCCUCGCCGCCAAGGAGGAGCUGCACGCGCUCCGUGUGGAGAACAAAGAGCUGCGCCAGCAGUGUGCCUUGGCCCACGCAACAUAG
Malassezia japonica is the source of this 3642-nucleotide messenger RNA. RefSeq lists its product as uncharacterized. NCBI's taxonomy places the organism in Eukaryota, Fungi, Basidiomycota, Malasseziomycetes, Malasseziales, Malasseziaceae. The record is from RefSeq and is a predicted model, not a curated record. The transcript has 4 exons. Gene Ontology annotation, cellular component: cytoplasm. Gene Ontology annotation, molecular function: guanyl-nucleotide exchange factor activity. Bases 1 to 3642 code for a protein of 1213 amino acids.